Aspergillus mulundensis is the source of this 1296-nucleotide messenger RNA. RefSeq names its product sphingosine hydroxylase (gene sur2). The record is from RefSeq and is a predicted model, not a curated record. Gene Ontology annotation, biological process: lipid biosynthetic process. Bases 1 to 1296 code for a protein of 431 amino acids. Lineage: Eukaryota; Fungi; Ascomycota; Eurotiomycetes; Eurotiales; Aspergillaceae. Gene Ontology annotation, molecular function: iron ion binding; oxidoreductase activity. The transcript is spliced from 2 exons.
AUGGCUACGAAUACAACCAUGGUCUCUGGCCUCCCUCCUUUUCCGGCCUAUACUCUUUCUCCGCGUCCCUCUCUCGUUGAUGGCAUUCCGGACAAUAUCCUCGCCCUAAUUCUGCCGGUUGUUGCCUACUGGGCCGUAUCUAUGUUUUUCCAUGUCAUCGAUGUUUACGAUCUAUUCCCGCAAUACCGUCUGCAUACUCCGGCCGAAGUUCUGACAAGAAACCGCGCAUCUCGAUGGGAUGUCGUGAGAGAUGUCGUCUUGCAGCAGGUGGUUCAAACAAUCGCGGGCCUUAUCAUGGCAUAUUUUGACGGCGAGGAAUAUACCGGCAGGGAAGAAUAUGACGUUGCUGUUUGGGCGCGCCGGAUUCGCGUUGUGCAGAGAGGCUUUCCUUACUUGCUGACGUUAUUCGGACUGGAUGCCUCCGGUGUGGCUGCGAGCCUCUCUCAGAGCGGACACAAGAUGCUUGCUGGAGCUAUCGCGGGUGGGCGUUACCCUGAAGCUACCCAGUCAAUUACCUCUGCAAAUGGAAUUGAAACAAUGGUGCCCGCUUUUACCAGCUGGGAAUUGUCUCUAGCGUCUUUUAUCUACUGGUAUUUCAUUCCGGCGCUGCAGUUUACCUGGGGUAUCUGUGUCGUGGACACAUGGCAGUACUUCCUUCACCGUGCAAUGCAUCUAAACCGUUGGCUUUAUGUCCAGUUCCACUCGCGUCACCACCGCCUAUACGUUCCUUACGCCUAUGGUGCUCUCUACAACCAUCCUGUAGAGGGUCUUCUCUUGGACACCGUUGGAGCUGGAAUUGGUUUCCUGACUUCCGGCAUGACCCAUCGCCAGAGCAUGUGGUUUUUCACCUUCUCCACCAUCAAAACUGUCGAUGAUCACUGUGGCUACGCUUUCCCUUGGGAUCCCCUCCAGCAUGCCACCUCGAACAACGCUGCCUACCAUGAUAUCCACCACCAAAGCUGGGGUAUCAAGACGAACUUCUCUCAACCGUUCUUCACGUUCUGGGAUCGCCUCUUCAACACUCAAUGGAAGGGCGAGGUAAAGCUCCGCUAUGAACGAUCUCGGGAAGCUGCCGAGAAGAAGCUUGGCGAGGGUGCAGCGCAACCAGAGUCAUCGGAUGCGGAGAACAGUUCAUCGGAUUUUUCCCAGCCCAGCCGAGAUGCUGCGAUUGUGUCGCCCGAGGAACCUACUGAUCGGGAUGCACGAACCCGAUUACGCAAGAAGACUGCCAGCUUCUCGCCGAGCGUUGAUUCGCUGAAGGGCGUUAACCACGGCGUGCCCAGCAGUGUCCUCUAA